AUGUCCCAACUGCAUGAAACUGAAACUCCUGAAGAUAGGGUGGUCGAAAUCCUGUCUAGGUUGCCGCCCAAGUCUCUGAUGCAAUUCAAAUGCAUACGCAAGUCUUGGUGCACUCUCAUCAAUAGUCCAAGUUUUGUAGCCAAGCACCUCAACAAUUCUAUGGACAACAAACUCUCAUCCUCCACUUGUAUCCUUCUCAACCGUUCUCAGGCUCACAUUUUUCCAGACCAGAGUUGGAGACAAGAAGUUUUCUGGUCCACGAUUAAUCUUUCCAUUGAUAGUGACGAGCAUAGCCUUCAUUAUGAUGUUGAGGACCUAAUUAUACCGUUUCCUUUGGAAGAUCAUGAUUUUGUACUUAUUUUUGGUUACUGCAAUGGGAUUAUUUGUGUAGAUGCAGGGAAAAAUGUUCUUUUAUGCAAUCCUGCAACGAGAGAAUUUAGGCAACUUCCCGAUUCAUGCCUUCUUCUACCCCUUCCGAAGGGAAAAUUCGAAUUGGAAACGACCUUUCAAGCAUUGGGAUUUGGCUAUGACAGCAAUUCUAAAGAAUACAAGGUUGUGCGAAUUAUAGAAAAUUGUGAGUACUCAGAUGAUGAGCAAACAUUUCAUCAUCGUAUUGCUCUUCCUCACACAGCGGAGGUGUACACCACGGUUGCUAACUCUUGGAAAGAAAUCAAGAUUGAUAUAUCAAGUCAAACCUAUCAUUGUUCUUGUUCAGUGUACUUGAAGGGAUUUUGUUAUUGGUUUGCAAGCGAUAGCGAGGAAUACAUACUUUCAUUUUGUUUAGGUGAUGAGACAUUUCAUAUAAUACAAUUGCCUUCUAGGAGAGAAUCCGGUUUUACGUUUGAUUAUAUUUUUCUCCAAAAUGAAUCCCUUGCUUCUUUUUGCUCUCCGUACCGUCCAAGUGAGGAUUCUAAAUUAUUUGAAAUAUGGGUAAUGGAUGACUAUGAUGGAGUUAAGAAUUCAUGGACAAAACUCCUAACUGUUGGACCCUUUAGAGGUAUUGAGUAUCCAUUGACACUUUGGAAAUGUGACGAGCUUCUUAUGCUUGCGUCCGAUGGACGAGCCACCUCUUAUAAUUCUAGUACCGGAAAUUUGAAGUAUCUUCAUAUUCCUCCUAUUCUCAAUAAGGUUGUAGAUUUUGAAGGUCUUAUUUAUGUGAAAAGUAUUGUUCCACUCAACUGA
Molecule: messenger RNA, 1182 nt
Organism: Pyrus x bretschneideri (Chinese white pear)
Lineage: Eukaryota; Viridiplantae; Streptophyta; Magnoliopsida; Rosales; Rosaceae
Product: F-box/kelch-repeat protein At3g06240-like
Exons: 1
Coding region: 1-1182 (393 amino acids)
Molecular function (GO): protein binding
Source: RefSeq, a predicted model, not a curated record